Sinocyclocheilus grahami is the source of this 1067-nucleotide messenger RNA. Its product is annotated as transmembrane protein 74. Lineage: Eukaryota; Metazoa; Chordata; Actinopteri; Cypriniformes; Cyprinidae. The record is from RefSeq and is a predicted model, not a curated record. The coding region runs from base 139 to 993 and encodes 284 amino acids. The transcript has 2 exons.
GCGGCGCGCGGGUGGAACAGGACGAGCUUCGCUUAAUUAACGGAGCGCGAGCCCUGCAGGAAUGCCAGCGAGGCGCUGCUUGGAGAAGGGAUGCUAUAGCCAGCAUGCUAUGAGAUGAACAUAUGAAUAGAAGUUCAAAUGGCUGAUCUUAAAGUCCUCUUUUGUGGUCAAGACGCUGUCCAGACCGAUCACCUUGACUGGUCCCUAAAACAUCAGCAAAGUCAUCACUCAGUGUGUGCAGAUGAAAGGGCACUUUCCAAUGAAGAGUGCUGCCAGGCGUAUCUGGAGGAGAAUGUUAAUGAGGCGAGCAGGCUUUCAGAACCAUGGACAGCGACUCUGCCAAUUGGACGACUCUGCAAACUCAAUGAAUGGGGAUUUGAUGAAGAAGUUGAGGUAUGUUACGAUGAGCAGUUUGAAACAGCUUUUCCUGGUGUGGCUGACUUUACUGACCAUAAAGACAGUCAGUUGUUAGCAGAGGAGACCAGCUAUGACAACUUCAGUUGGAAUUCUUCCAAAGAUCUCCAAGAAGGCGGGCCAGAAUGCUCCCUGCUGUCAGUUGACGAUUUCAUGGUGGAUUCAACGGAAAAGUCAGUGGAUUAUGGAUUUAUAGGUGCUGUUACCUUUUUAGUUACUGGGAUUUCCUUGGUUGUCAUCUCCUACACGGUCCCACGUGACGUCAAGGUAAAUCCUGAUACCGUUUCUGCCCGGGAGAUGGAGCGGUUGGAGAGAGAGAACGCCCAGGUGGGUGCUCACCUGGACAGGUGUGUGAUUGCAGGACUGUGCCUCCUCACACUCGGUGGUGUGGUACUGUCAACCCUGUUGAUGAUCUCCAUGUAUAAAGGGGAGAUGAUCAGGAGACAAGCAUUUGCUUACUCCAAGCACCAAGCCAGACUCUACGGCUCUAUGAAUUUUAGAAGUGGCGCAAGCCCGACCGGAGCUCCUUCGCUUUUGUCCCUUGAUGAAGAUGAAGGUCCUGUUGAAGUCUUAAGUUGAAGCUGAGAUCAGCAUCUUGACUUGUUAUCUCCAUAUGAAAACAUGAUCAAAACAGCUUUGUUAUACUGUGAUCU